Molecule: messenger RNA, 1629 nt
Organism: Microthlaspi erraticum
Lineage: Eukaryota; Viridiplantae; Streptophyta; Magnoliopsida; Brassicales; Brassicaceae
Source: the annotation of a GenBank genome assembly
AUGGUGAAAAAACAUUUCUUCAAGCCUCUGCUUCCCGGCUUCCUCAACCACUUGACGAUUCCUACAGCAUUCUUCUUGAAAUGCAUAGAAGGAAGAACUGAACAGAAGAUGGCGAAUCUGAGAUCAGACGCAUCGAAGAUAACAUGGGGAGUGAAGGUAGAAGACGGCCAGAAACUCACUGAUGGUUGGAAAGAGUUCGCUCUUGCACACGAUCUUCGAAUCGGUGACAUUGUCGUUUUCAGACAAGAGAAAGACAUGGCUUUCCAUGUAACACUCUUGGGACCCAGUUGCUGUGAGAUUCAAUAUGAGUCGUGUCUAGACGAGAACAACCUCGGGAAGACUCCACAGAAGAAGAAAGUGAAGAAGAAUCCAAGAAAAGAAACAAAGUCUUCCUCACUAGAUCCCCCUUUUUUAGUGUGGAAUGUCGCACCUUCGACACUACGUUAUGACACACUGUAUUUACCAACGAGGUUUGUGAGGGAAAAUGGUAUAGAGACAGGAUGUGGAGAGAUUAUUCUGAAGAAUGAAAAGGGAUCAUCAUGGACUUUAGCUUUGAGACAAAAACUAUGUGGAACUAUUUUUAUCACAAGAGGAUGGAGAAGUUUCUGUCGUGCCAAUAGACUUGAGGCUGGAGAUUCCUUCACUUUCAAACUCAUCCAAGGAGGAAGAACUCUUGUUCUACUUUUGUCCACCACAGAGUCCAAAGAAGAAGAAGAAGGAGAGAGCUCAGAAGGUGAUCAAAUAGACUCUGAAAGCGAUCAAGAGAGCAAUCCCGAAGAGAUUCAGAGAAAGAAGAAAGUGAAGAAAGAUCCAGAGAGAGAAACAGAGUCUUCUUCACUAGAUCUUUCUUGUUUUGUGGCUAAAGUCUCGCCUGCGGCACUACGCUAUGAUACGCUGCGUCUUCCAAUGAGUUUUGUGAGGGCAAAUGGUCUACACACAAGAUGUGGAGAGAUUGUUCUGAUGAACGAAAAGGGUAGAUCAUGGACGUUAAACUUGAGACGCAAGAAAUCAUGUGGGACUAUGUAUAUCAGAGGAGGGUGGAGAAGUUUCUGUCAUGCCAAUGGAAUAAAAGCUGGAGACUUCUUCACUUUCAAACUGAUCAAAAGAGGAGGGACUCUGGUUCUGCGCAAGUCUCCUUCACCCACAGGAUCCGAAGAAGAAGAAGACUGCUCGUCAGAAGGUGAUGACAUGGAGUCUCUCUCCACAGAAUCCGACAGCGAUGAUGAAGAAGAGAUCAACCAAGAUGAGAAAAGCUUCGAGAAGCCUAGACUGACAGGGAAAGCUUCAUCUUCAGCUCUUAAUCUAAACCAAAACCGAUUUUUGACAUUAAAUCUUACAGCUCUUGCUCUAGAAAGGUCUAGACUGUUUCUUCCGGUACCCUUCACGAGAAUGAAUGGCAUCAAUGAGGAAACUAAAAUGACUCUGUUGGAUAAAGACGGUGUGAAGUGGUCUACGAAUGUUCGGUCUGAGAAGGGAUAUGAUAGAAAAAGAUUGGUUGGAGGCUGGAAAGAGUUCUUCAAAGCUAACUGUGUGAAAAUAGGUGAUUCAAUCAUGUUGAAGCUGAUUUGGGAAGAAGACAGAAGAUGUGUCCUUAAGUUCUGCUCUAAGGUGAAGCAAGAGACCAGAUGA